CCUACUUGCUUAUAUAUAUGUAACGUUCAGUUCGAGAAAUUCUUGCCAACAUUCUUGAAUGAACAUUGUUCUUGUUCUAAUUCCGUUCAAAUCUUAAAAAUUAUCUAAUAUCAUUUAUUUGUUAAUAUUUUGUACUUUUUGAAUCCACAUGUGCGUGUUCAAGGUGGCGAAUUCAAGACCAAACAAUUCUCAGAGCAUAGAUUGGUUGGAGUCAUUACAUCCGGGAUUUAACAGAGAAGAAGAGAUGUCAGCAAUGGUGUCAGCUUUGACCCACAUGGUGGCGGGUAAUGUAAGCCAAGAGGUUGCGCAGCCUCCAGAUGGUGGAGAUCGAGGUGGCCGAGCGAUAGUGAGUGAUGGUUCUUCUUCAUCUGCAUGUUCUUUGGGUGUUGGAGAUAAUAAGAGAAAAAGGGAAGAGAAUAGCAGCAGUCAUGAGCAUGUUUCUGGAUCAGUUGCGAGAGUUUACAGGGCUUAUAAUGAUUUUACCAUUGGAGGUUCUGAAAUAGCAUCUGGUGCAGAAGGUCCAAGCACAGGAAGAAACAUCAUAACAUCAACAGAAGCAGUAUAUACAUAUUGCACUCCCACAAAUGACAAUACAGAAUCCCAUGGAACAAGAAAAUACAGAGGAGUUAGACAGAGGCCAUGGGGCAAAUGGGCUGCAGAAAUAAGGGAUCCCCAUAAAGCUUCUAGGGUCUGGUUAGGCACAUUUGACACGGCAGAGGGUGCUGCUAGGGCAUAUGAUGAAGCUGCCCUUAAAUUUAGAGGCAACAAAGCAAAACUAAACUUCCCAGAAAAUGUUAGGCUCCUGCAGCUAAUCCAAUCACCAGCACCUAAUAAUAUUGUUUCAGUUUCUACUUUAACUGAGCCAAUUGUUCACACUCAUCAAGUUCAAUAUCCCGUGGAGAAUAUGAACUCCAGCUCACAAGUUCUGAUGAAUCUUGAUGAUAUUCCAAUGCAGCCUGCAGGGAGUUUAUGGGAUCAGUUAAUGUUUUCAUCUUCACCCUCGUCGUUGUCUACUUCUUUUCCAGUGUUUUUUCCGGUUAUUCCGCAGGGCAAUGUUGGUCCAGAGGAUAAUCGAAGAAGUGGAGCUGAAAUUUCAAAGCCGGAUUCAAAUCAUCAGACUUCUUCAGGAUGACCUGAUCUGAUCAGACUAGUAUAUUGUAUCAGUUUAUUUGAUUCUUGGUUUCUGGAUUAGUAAUUUUCAGCAUGAUUUUUGAUGGGUUGAUCAAUUUAAAGGGGAAAAAUGGAUAUAAUGUGGCUAGAUUGAUACAA
Olea europaea var. sylvestris is the source of this 1269-nucleotide messenger RNA. Its product is annotated as ethylene-responsive transcription factor ABR1-like. Bases 149 to 1132 code for a protein of 327 amino acids. The transcript is spliced from 2 exons. Lineage: Eukaryota; Viridiplantae; Streptophyta; Magnoliopsida; Lamiales; Oleaceae. Gene Ontology annotation, biological process: ethylene-activated signaling pathway; regulation of DNA-templated transcription. The record is from RefSeq and is a predicted model, not a curated record. Gene Ontology annotation, molecular function: DNA binding; DNA-binding transcription factor activity.